AUGAAUCCUCUAAUUUGGCAUAAAGUGGCUGCAGUUUCAGGUGUAGCAGCACUUGGAUUGGGCACUUAUGGUGCGCACGCUUUCAAGCCCCAAAACCCUUCUUACAAAGAUGUUUGGCAUACUGCAUCACUUUACCAUUUGGUUCAUACUGCCGCAUUAGUUUCAGCUCCAAUUACCAAAAAUCCCAAUCUUUUUGGAGGGCUUCUAACAGCUGGAAUCUUGGCUUUCUCUGGGACGUGUUAUACGGUUGCAUUUCUUGAAGACAGAAAAUACUCAACCUUGGCUCCAUUUGGCGGCUUUGCAUUUAUAGCAGCCUGGGGAAGCUUGUUUUUCUGA
Messenger RNA from Lathyrus sativus (Indian pea), 336 nucleotides. NCBI's taxonomy places the organism in Eukaryota, Viridiplantae, Streptophyta, Magnoliopsida, Fabales, Fabaceae. The record is from the annotation of a GenBank genome assembly.